AUGAGCGACAACCUCUCAAACUUUAGCUUUAGCUUCGACUAUGUCACGGUGGCCCCCAACAAGACGGUCCCUAAGACGUCCGUCCGCAGCGAUGGACCGCGGCCGUUCCCGUCCUCGUGGAGCAGCUCGACGCCCACCUGGGGCAACACCGUUUCCUUCCGGCUAGGGACCUCCUCGCCGCCCAGCACAAAGUCGUGGACCACCGGGCCAACCUACAAGUAG
Molecule: messenger RNA, 222 nt
Organism: Sporothrix brasiliensis 5110
Lineage: Eukaryota; Fungi; Ascomycota; Sordariomycetes; Ophiostomatales; Ophiostomataceae
Exons: 1
Coding region: 1-222 (73 amino acids)
Source: RefSeq, a predicted model, not a curated record